This is a messenger RNA of Alosa sapidissima (American shad), 1649 nucleotides long. It is a transcript of the gene fam107b, whose product is annotated as family with sequence similarity 107 member B. The transcript has 4 exons. The coding region runs from base 144 to 650 and encodes 168 amino acids. The record is from RefSeq and is a predicted model, not a curated record. Lineage: Eukaryota; Metazoa; Chordata; Actinopteri; Clupeiformes; Clupeidae.
UACGCACUCAGACAGUUGUGAGGCAGAGAGCGCACAGCAAACAUCACCACUCCGCAGCAGCACAGCGUGCGAUCCCCUCGCUGUACACGAGUUGGGUGUUUACUUACAAGUUUCGGGGCAGAAACCAUCUAAAGUCCGUAGAAAUGACUACAAUGUUCGGAUACCCUGUGUUCCCCGUCCUGCCAGACCACUGUCUGAACCAGGGGGAGCUAAGAGAGGGACUGCCCAGGGUGCGAAGCAUCAUGGCCCAGCCGGACUACAUGGACGGGGACUGCGAUGAGCUUAUCAAGCCCAAGAAACUUAUUAACCCAGUCAAGAAUUCCAGGAACCAUCAAGACCUGCACCGAGAGCUGCUAAUGAGCCAAAAGAGGGGUGGCCUGGCUCCUAUGAAUAAGCCAGAACUGCAGAAGGUGAUGGAGAAGCGGAAGAGAGACCAAGUGCUCAAGGCCCAGAAGGAGGAGCAGGAGGCCCACAAGAAGAGGUCAGACCUGGAGAUCGAGCUCAUGAAGAGACAGCAGAAACUUGAACAGCUGGAGCUAGAACAACAGAAGAAUGAGGAGGAGCAGGAGAACACUCCCGAGUUUGUGAAAAUGAAGAGCAACCUGAGGAGAACCAAGCAGGAGGUGGACGACCAGGAGCACACCACUUAAGGACACGGACAGGGAAGCAACUUAGGAGAAGUCCUAGGCACAUGUCACCAUGGCAACUGGACUGCAGUCUUGGGGGAUUUCCUGGUGUUCCUUACCCUGUGUCCCUGUGAAACCAGUGACUCUAGAUUAAAGGUUCCUCCUGAAGGGUUUAACCAGUACUCACUUCACCUCUCUCACCAAAACACUGGCGGCAGAAGGUGGGGCAAUGACACAUACACAUACAAAGCCACACUUUUGUUCAGACACACACACACACACACACACACACACACACACACAGAGAGAGAGAGAGACAUGGUCACAGACAUGCACGCGUACCUGUCACAGGUUGACUGGCUUUAGUGGACGUGUACAGCGGAGCAGAUUAUUGUUGUUCUAUUCCCUGAUGUUUCUCUUAAGUUUAAGAAAGCCACUAAGAAGCUUCUUUUUUAUUUUCAACCGUGGAGAAUUGAAAAACGGACACUGGAUGGACUUUUGAAGCUGCAUUUGGCCAAAAUAUUGUGAUUUUAUUUAUGUUCUGUAUUGCUAUGGCUUGAGUCAAUGAGACCUCUCCCAUUUUUUUUUUUUUUUUUUUUUUUUUCAACUGAUGAAUUCUACGCAUUUUGUGACAGACUGUUCAAAGCUUAGCCCUGUGGUACACCCACUCUAUUGUAUUUUUUUAAGUAUUGUGUACUUCCUUAGCUAAAACUCUUUCAAGCAAUAUUAGAUUUUGGCGUGUGUGUGCGCGUGUACAUUUUUUUUCUUUAUACAUAUAUAUUUGUUGUUGUUUUUUUUAUGACUGAACAAAAAUAAUAUCUUUUAGUUGUAUGUGUUAAUAGGUCACGGAGGUAAGACUUUUUCUUUACCAGGCCUUUUCUUUUCCUGUGAUUGAGCUUGGGGCAUUUGGGUAAACAACCUGUGCUGAGUAUUCAAGGGAAAUUAUAGGUCUUUGGCUGACCUGAGCCAAGCCACGUUAUGUAAACUUUCUUUUAAUAAAUGUUAUUUUACCAUGUUAACAUA